AUGUAUGGAUUGUGGUCACUGCUGCUUUCAUCUUUCUUUUUCCUUGUCUCCUUUAAUAUUUCUUCAGGUGAAAUGAACAUUCCUUUAUGUUUUCUUCCCACAGUCAGCGGAUCAUCCAAAUUUGGGGGAUUCAAAUCAUCGUGUCCAAUUCCCUUUGUUUCUUUCUUUUUAAACAGAAAUUUGUUACUGGUAGUCUCACCAUUCAUUGGACUGAAUGUGAAACUAGACGUCUCCUCCCUCUUUGACACUGUUAUUGAACCAUCCUUGUUCUUUUUUACGUUGUAUUUUCUACCAAUGUAUUCAAGAAACUCGUCUUCCAUUUCAACGGUGAAAAAUAUUCAGGUUUGCUUAAUUUAA
Enterospora canceri is the source of this 357-nucleotide messenger RNA. The record is from the annotation of a GenBank genome assembly. NCBI's taxonomy places the organism in Eukaryota, Fungi, Microsporidia, Enterocytozoonidae.